This is a messenger RNA of Nematostella vectensis (starlet sea anemone), 1323 nucleotides long. Its product is annotated as centromere protein M. Bases 137 to 688 code for a protein of 183 amino acids. The record is from RefSeq and is a predicted model, not a curated record. The transcript has 6 exons. NCBI's taxonomy places the organism in Eukaryota, Metazoa, Cnidaria, Anthozoa, Actiniaria, Edwardsiidae.
CAUUCUGCCGUGCUCCCUUGAGAAUAACGAAAGGUGUGAAGAUGAUCGGGCGUCCGACUGGUAACUAGUAUUUAUAAAUCUGGGACUGAGGUCAUCAGCGGUGUUGCCCAAAAGGCGCGGGAAAACCAAAUACAAAAUGGCGGACGAAGUUGUUCUAUCACGAUUCGGGAAACUUCCAACGAAAGACCACGGAACAGCGUUGUUUGUAGGAAUCAAAGGUAUCGGCAAGCACCGACUAGCACAAACUAUCAACGAAUGCAACACAGAAUUCCCUUUACAAAUAAGAACAGCAACAGCCCUACCUCUUCCAAAUGACCACCAAAAUCUUCGACCAAGAAUAGAUUAUGUGACAUUUUUUAUAGACUUGGAAAACAAACUGAGCUUUGAUGUCGUAAAGUUGUCAGUCAAGAGUCUUGCUGUUGAUUAUUUCCUGGGUCGAUGUUGUUUUAUCCUUACGAAUGCUAAAAAAGAGGAAUGCAACAAUGUUGACAUACAGGAUGUCAUAGAAUUUGCCAAUGUGUAUGAUUCUCCUAUCAUAUGUGCAGAUCUUAAGAGCAAAGAUGGCCAGAGAUGUCUAGCACAGAAACUCCUUCAGCGCAUCAAGCCAGCCUGUGGUUACCAUGGCGAUGUCACACCUCUGCUCUUGGAUACAACAAGGCAAAUUUUUGGUGUUGAUGAUAGUAUGUAAAUUGGACUAUUAAACUCAUAAAGUGACACUUUGUAUCUCAACAUGAUAAACAUUUUUUAGCUUUGAUUUGGUAUGUGCCAAUAGUAAGUACAAGGUAACUAAAAAAAAGAUACUUUACUGUUCAACAUGGCAACUGCCAACCCAGGGGAGGGACUCCCUAUAAUGAGAUGACAGGGAUGCUCGUAGUACCUUUUAGGGGUAAAAAUCACGGGUUUGGUACCUUUAAGGGGGUUCAAGUUCAAGCGCUAGCAUUUUUUUGUGGCACGGUACCUUUAAGGGGUCCGAACAAGCUGCUACUUCAAUAUUUAAAAAAAAGUUUUAAAAAAUGGAUUUAAAUGCUUUUCAAUAACAAAUGUACGUAGGUACGUUGUUCAAUGGAACCUUUUAGGGGUAAAAAUUGGCUCGAGCCACUCCCUUUUUGGUACCUUUUAUAUAUUUAGGGGUAAAAAUGAAAUUCCCUACGAGCAUCCCCGUGUUUAUAAUAUGGGAGUCCCCCCCCUGGCUGCCAACGCUAUUGCUUCGUACAAUCACGCUUUCGCUCUCUGGUGAGCCCGCAAUCUCAGCGGUACAAAGUAUCAUGUAAACCAUGACUAAAGCGUGACCUUGCCUAACAAUUAAAUUGCAUAUAUUUAGCA